This is a messenger RNA of Maylandia zebra (zebra mbuna), 2113 nucleotides long. RefSeq names its product family with sequence similarity 81 member B (gene fam81b). NCBI's taxonomy places the organism in Eukaryota, Metazoa, Chordata, Actinopteri, Cichliformes, Cichlidae. The record is from RefSeq and is a predicted model, not a curated record.
GCCCACCCUAAGCUUUAUUUAAAGCUCUCCACGAUAAGCAUUUUCUGGCUUGUAGGACUAAUAGAGAGGAGCUUUAAUGAUGCACUUUCGUGGUCCAGUGCAAAGAGCCUGGAUUAAACUGUAUUUUAAACUAUUAGCAUAAUACAGUAAGACAAACUCCAGGGAACAGGAGUGUCAAAUGCAAUAUUUGAAGGCAAUACAAACUAUCAAAGUUGGGAUGAAAAAUAACAGCAAAAAAUUGAAAAAGGUAUUAGGUUAUCUCAAUAACCGCUUUUUUAAAAGCUGGUGUUUUGAGGUAUGUUGUCACGAGAACUGCUGCUAAGAAGGCUGACCAGUUUCUCAGCAACAUUUCUACGAAUUACAACUAUGUUUCACGCUUUCUGGUCAUCAAAUAUUUUGCAGAGUUAAACUGCCUCGCCACAUAGACAAUGCAUUUUUUUUUUUUGCAAGACUGUUCACACUGGCAGGCAGGCACACCCCCAUGAAAGGAGACCACAGUUACCAAGUGACAACACAAACACAUAAUCUCUAAAGCUGGCUGAAGAACAGCACAGACCUGUGAGUAUUCUUAUAUGACAAAUAAAAAAAUAGCAACAUUUGUUUAACGUCUUUAUCCAAAAUGUUCAAAAUGUCUCGUGAUGCUCCCAGUGAGAGAUAGAAUAUAUAAUAUGCUUAUUUUAACAAAAAGAAUGAUAAGGAGGAUAUUUGAGUGGAAAUUAUCACACUAAUAUAUUUAAUACAUAUCUCUUUGUAGACAAUAAGGAUGUCUCAUCAUCAGUCUGACACACAGAGUCACACAAGGCCAGAUGUCUUGGAAGGUCGUUUGAGGAGUCAGGAUAGGCCGCUAGCUGUGCUGCUAGAACAAGCUCUCAGAAUCAAAGAGGAGGUGACAGCUGGUCUGCAGUCCAGCCAUGGCUCUGUCCAAAUUGAGGCACUGUCCCGUAAGCUGUUGGAGAAUCACAUACUCACCAUUACACGUAUUGUUAAACAACUCAGCAUGGGCAUACAGGAAUUAGAGAAAGAGAUGGCCCAGCGGGACUCUGUCACCUCUGGAGUGGCACACGCUGUUCAAAACAUGGACCAGAAAAACACAGCUGGCGUCGGAGACCUGAGAGGAAGAGUAGCCAGGUGUGAUUCCAGCAUUGCCAAGCUGAGCGCUGACGUGAGCUUCAGAGAGCAGCAGGUGAUCAGACUGCAGAGGGAGGUUCGAGAGCUCAGCGAAGCUGUGAAUGGACAGCUCAAAGAGCUGGAGGACAAGAUUCAUGUUGAGCUUAGAAGACUGGAGGCCUCACUGACAAAGUCUUCUAAGGACCUAAAAAACUCGAUGUCUGAUCUGCGUAGACAAGUUAAGCUAUUAGAAGACAAAAUGACAGGAGAGCUUGACGAGGGCAAGGAGCAAACAGCAAAAUUGAGGACCUGGACAGAACAACAGCUCAAGAGCUCUCUCCAGUCACAUGCCGAGGACAACCAGGAGCUGGUUUCACUAUUACAAGACAAAAUGUUAGGGGCGGAGUCUAGAUUGGCUGACCGCCUGCUUGCCCUGGAGGCACGUGUGGAGAAGUUUGACAUCCAGCAGAACCAGGCUGACCGCAGUCGGCAUGAUCAGCUGAAACGCUCAGAAGACAAACUUAGCAGAAGAAUAACCUUAGUGGAGAACAACCUUCAUCAGGAGCUGCAGCUGCUCAAACAGCAGUACCACAAAGGGUUCCAGUCUGUGCAUGAUGCAAUUGAAUCACUGAGUCAGAUAUGUGACAUCAAAUCUCGCCUUGACAAGGAGAAGCUUGAGAAGGAUAUCAGCCACAUCCGCAGCAAGGUGCUCAAGUACUAGUGACAUACGCUGAAGAGGAACUUGUUUUUUCUUGUCACACCUAUCCUGAAGCAGAAGCUUGGAUCAAAGGCUUGGAAGUAAAACCCUCUGGGUGUUACUACAUUCAUCUUUAAAAAUAAAAAAACAAUGCUGUUUUAACUGUAUUUAAUCUACCUGCUCUUUAAAAACCAGGUAAAGGAUCCAGUAAGUACUGUAUAUUAGCAAAUCACAAAGAGCUGCUAUUCACAGUAAGAUACCUACCUUUUCACAACUCACUACAUUUUUAACUUUGCAAUGUUUUGACUG